GUGCAGACGCGCUUUGAGCAGCAGCAGCAGCAGCAGCAGCGGAGGAGGAAGAGAAAAGAGAAAAGAGAAAAGAGAAGCUCCGGUCUUCAGCCUUCAGCGCAGAAAGACUCAGUUCGCUUCGUUCCUCAGAAGAGUCAGUUUUAUUUCUUCACGUCGGGACUUAAAGCGCUCCUUCCGGCCCUGAGGAAUGCCCAGAGAGCUCACGCAGAACAGGAUCCAAAAGAUCUGGGUUCCCUCCAAGGAUGACAAACGACGAGCUGGCGCCCCCAACUUUGCCAACCCGCCCACCGUCAUCGUGAUGGUGGGCCUGCCGGCCCGAGGCAAGACCUACAUGUCAAAGAAACUCACACGCUACCUCAACUGGAUCGGCAUGCCCACCAAAGUCUUCAACGUAGGGGAGUACCGCAGGGAAGCGGUCAAGAACUACAGCUCCUACGACUUCUUCAAGCCUGAUAAUGAAUGUGCUGUGAAAAUCAGGGAGCAGUGUGCCUUAGCAGCCUUGAGGGACGUCAAGUCCUAUUUGAAGGACGAAGGAGGACAAGUGGCGGUUUUUGAUGCCACAAACACGACAAGGGACAGGCGAGACCUGAUCCUCAAGUUUGGCAGUGAGAACAGUUUUAAGAUCUUCUUCAUCGAGUCUGUGUGCGACGAUCCCAGCGUCAUCGCGUCCAACAUCAUGGAGGUGAAGGUGUCCUGUCCCGACUACCGGGACUGCAACAAGACUGAAGCCAUGCUGGACUUCCAGAGGAGGAUCGAAUGUUACAAAACCAGCUACCAGCCCCUGGACCCUGAUGAGUACGACCGGGAUCUCUCCUUCAUCAAGGUCAUAGACGUGGGUCGCAGAUUCCUGGUCAACCGAAUCCAGGACCACAUCCAGAGCAAGAUCGUCUACUACCUGAUGAACAUCCACGUCCAGCCCAGGACCAUCUACCUGUGCCGCCACGGCGAGAGCACAGACAACCUGGAGGGGCGUCUGGGAAGCGACUCUGGACUCUCCUCGCAGGGAAAACAGUUUUCGGCCGCCCUGGCCCGGUUCGUGGAGGAGCAGCAGCUGAAGGACCUGAAGGUGUUCACCAGCCAGCUGUGCCGCAGCAUCCAGACCGCCGAGCACCUGGGCAUCCCGUACGAGCAGUGGAAGGCCCUCAACGAGAUCGACGCUGGUGUGUGUGAGGACAUGACGUACGACGAGGUGAAGGAGAAGUUCCCCGAGGAGUUUGCGCUCAGAGAUGAGGAUAAAUACUACUACCGCUACCCCGCUGGAGAGUCCUACCAGGACCUGGUCCAGCGCGUGGAGCCGGUCAUCAUGGAGCUGGAGCGCAGCGAGAACGUCCUGGUGAUCAGCCACCAGGCCGUCAUGCGCUGCCUGCUGGCGUAUUUCCUGGACAAGAGUGCAGACGAGAUGCCCUACCUGAAGUGUCCCCUCCACACCGUGCUGAAGCUCACCCCGGUGGCGUACGGCUGCAAAGUGGAGUCCAUCUCUCUGAACGUGGAGGCGGUGAACACCCACAGGGACAGACCAGAGGAGGUGAAGAGGGGUCCCGGCACCCUGAUCAGAAGGAACAGCGUGACUCCUCUGACCAGCCCGGAGUCCAACAUCAAGAAGCCCCGCAUCGACGACCUGGACGAAGCCCCCAUCGAGAACCUGCCGGUUGCCUCGCUGGCCCUCUGCAGCCCUCCUCAUCUGCCUCUCGCCCUCACUGGACAGCACUGGCUGGGCAAAGUCUGCCUAACCUGAGGAGGAGCUCGGCGGGCCGCCGCGACGUCCUGCAGCACUGCCAGUGAGGCCGGCGGGGAUCGCCAAGAAAAUAAAGACUCUAAAUAACAUGAAACAAGCAGGAAAAGUCCAAAUCAAAGAGUUACUGUGCCGACUACUGUUCAAAGGAGGAUGGAGGAUUUUCUUUCUUUUUUUUUUUUUAAAUCGUUUUUGAUAAAUCUGUAUUUUUGAGGUAAAUGUUACCGUCUAAUCUGUUGAAUCAUUGAUCAUGUAACUCAUCUCCAGAUUUGAUUUCCCCACCUUGAAGUCGUGGUUGUAACUGAAGGAUGUUUCUCUUUGAUCGACUACUUCACGCGAACCUGCUCUACGAAUAAGCGAUAUUUUGCACAGUGGUGAAACAUUUAGUUGAUUUUGUUUUUAUUUUUGUGUUUGUCAUGUCACACGGUGAUAAUUGGAGGUUUGAUUUCGCCGUAGAGUGCCUGUAGUGCUUGUUUCGCAAGCCUGAUGCCACACACACACACACACACACACACACACACACACAACAUGAAUCAUUACAACUUAACUCUCACUAGUUGAAUGUCUGUUGUUUAGUGUCGGCGCCGCAUCACGGGCCGUCACGGGAAAACUCUUAUUUUGCUGUCGUUGUCUGCUGCGCACAAAACUGAAGCACCUGUCCUUUUUGUUUUUUGUUUUUCUGAAGAUUGCGUGCUUUAAAUAAUUCCUCUGUAAAUGUUUAGUGUACAUACGGUGUGGCUGGGAUGGGAUUUCACUGUAAGUCGUUUUGUACCGACGUGUCGGGACUGAAUGGAGAAGGAAUUUCUCAGAGAAAUGAUUUGUUAAUGUUUGCUUGAGAUACUUGAAAUUUCUGUUUUGUAAAAAAAAAAAAA
Molecule: messenger RNA, 2604 nt
Organism: Salarias fasciatus (jewelled blenny)
Lineage: Eukaryota; Metazoa; Chordata; Actinopteri; Blenniiformes; Blenniidae
Gene: pfkfb3
Product: 6-phosphofructo-2-kinase/fructose-2,6-biphosphatase 3
Exons: 15
Coding region: 188-1735 (515 amino acids)
Biological process (GO): fructose metabolic process; fructose 2,6-bisphosphate metabolic process
Cellular component (GO): cytosol
Molecular function (GO): fructose-2,6-bisphosphate 2-phosphatase activity; 6-phosphofructo-2-kinase activity; ATP binding
Source: RefSeq, a predicted model, not a curated record